UAUAGCAAAAGGCACAGCGAAUUAUUAUAUUCAUACAACACGAACUAACACUCUCAAUGACCACACCAGCGAAUCGUAGGAGCUGUUGUAGUAGUGCUUUUAUGCGCGAUAUGAUCAUACUCAUACAACACAACUGCUACGACUUGCAUCCUGUAGCCGUUUUUUAGUUGAUAAUUUUUUGCUUUUGCAUCGUCUGCCUCGAGAAUACAUUUUAUCUUCAUGAAAUUGCAAGAUCAUACUUCUACUGCAACUUUCGUCUGCAAAUCGCACCAGAUUUUCAACACGAAGAUGAAGUUUUUUUUGUCAAUAGCAAAAGCUUAUUUUAUCGUGUGGGCGCUACCGCCUGUUCCUGCACGACUUGAAUUCCUACUGUCGCGUGUCGACGAAGCAGGGGUGGAAAUUGCACAGCAAGUUCGAGAAGCGGAGCGGCACCACAACGAGCACCGGCACAACUCCUUCACUACACGUACUAGAAGUACAACAACUCCCUCAAGAGCAACUACAUCCCUCUUCACCGCCUCCGCCUGUCUGACCGGAAUUCUGAAACUCGGCGGUGCAUCGAGUCCGCGCGGGGCACUUCUAAAUACUGGUACAACUUCUAGACGCGGCGGCGGAUUUCCGUCGUGGGAUGGGGGCGGGUCGUUUGACUCCGAUCAUAGUCGCAGCCCCAGUGAGGAGGAUGGUAGUCGGAGUCCUCCUAGUGGGUCGCCGUCUGGAACAUUUUCAACCAGGAGAGGUAGAAGCGCUGCGCCUGAUGAACAGUAUGACAGCGACUUUGCACCCCUACGAUCAUUCGAUUUGCAGCUGCGCGGUUCCGCGGGACGAACGCAUGAAGAUCU
Messenger RNA from Amoebophrya sp. A120, 839 nucleotides. The record is from the annotation of a GenBank genome assembly. Lineage: Eukaryota; Dinophyceae; Syndiniales; Amoebophryaceae.